CCACGUCCGGAAGCACGCCAUUGCCAUGCAUCCCCGUUCCUCAGACGCUAUAAAUCCACACCUCCACCGUGGCCAAUCACUCGAUCAGAUUCUUCACAGGCAGACUUGCAGAGAGCAAUACGAUGGCAGCAAUGGCGGCUUCGGCUACUGCAUUCUGCGUCGCGCUGCUGCUGGUUUCCCUCCAGGGCGCCCACCCGGCGCCUGAACCACAGACCACGGGCCCGUCGUCGUCCAGCUGCACCACCGAGCUCCUACGCCUCCUCCCCUGCCUCUCCUUCCUCGACGGCGGCGCCGCCGCGCCGCCCGACACCUGCUGCGCCAACCUGGGGAGCAUGGUGCACGACGAGCCGCUGUGCCUCUGCCAGGCGCUCAGCCAGUCCGGCUCCGGCAGGUCCCCUGUCGCCGUCAACAUGUCCCGCGCCGUGCUGCUGCCUUCCCUCUGCCGGCUCGAUCUCCCCGCCGCCGCCGGCGCCUGCCAAGGGCUCCUUCCAGCGGGACAAGAACCGUCACCGCCGGUGAGCGUGCCAAGCACGAGUGUGAACUCCACUGCUCCAUCGAUGCCGACGCCGAUGACACCGAUGCCACCACUGACUACAGCCGCACCGAGGACGACCAGCCAGAAUCCGGGAUACAGCAGCGGGUCCAAGCUCAUAGCUGAUGCCAUUUCUGCCGCACUUGGUUUCAUGGCGCUGGCGACAGUUCUAGCGUUCUGAAAUGAUCAUCUAGACUUUCUGCAAAUUAGAGUUUUCCUAGAGAAUUUAGUUAUUGCCUGAUGUUUUUCUUAGCGCCUGUAACAGCAAGAGGAUUUAGUUGUUGAAGGAGUGAUUUGUUCAUCCGGAUGUUCUCCUGAAUAAAUAAUUUUCACUUCAAUUCUU
Triticum urartu is the source of this 875-nucleotide messenger RNA. Its product is annotated as non-specific lipid transfer protein GPI-anchored 10-like. The record is from RefSeq and is a predicted model, not a curated record. Lineage: Eukaryota; Viridiplantae; Streptophyta; Magnoliopsida; Poales; Poaceae.